AUGGCCGACGACGGGCUCGACCGGUGGCGCGGCUUCUUCCGGGGCGCCGGCGUCAGCAUCUGCGAGACCAUCGAGAAGGCCAUCCUCGUCGCCGCCGCCGACGAGCCGCAGGAGUUCCUGCGCCGCCGCGACCGCAUAGCCGAGCGCCUCUUCAACGCGCUCCUCGCCCGCCCCUCCUGCCACGGCUGCACCGCCAGCACCGGCUCCGUCCCCCCCGCCACGCCCGCCGUCGCGGAGGACAAGGGCAGCGUGCGCCGCGUCCCCGAGAAGGAGUCCAAGGUCGAUAGCAGCAGCCUCGGCGCGCCCGGGGGUGGGGCGCUCGGCGGCGGCAUCAGCGAGGAUGAAGACUCCGACUCGGAGGACGACGAGCGCCUCCGCCGCGCCGCCGCCAGCAACUACGGCCACAACUAUGAUGACGACAACGACGACGAGGAGGAGGAGGAGGAGCAGGACGCGGCCGCACCGGCGGAGGAGGACCACCACGCUGAAGACGACGACCCGGAGGCUGAGGAGCUGGAGGCCCUCACCAACGAGAUCGAUGAGGAGUCGCAGAUCGUUGGGGAGGUCCUCCGCAUCAAGGAGCUCCUCCUGCACAAGCAAGACCAUUCGGAUGCUACUCUGUUCGACUCACUUAGGAGGCUGCAGCUGAUGCAAUUGUCCGUCUCCACGCUUAGGGCUACUGAGAUUGGGAGGGCUGUUAAUGGCCUUCGGAAGCACAGCUCGCAGCAGAUUCGUCACCUCGCGCUGGCUCUCAUUCAGGAUUGGAAAAUUUUGGUUGAUGAGUGGGUCAGUACUACCAACGUUGCCCUUGCAGACAACUCCCCAGGAACUUCAAACCCUUCUGUUGUGGAUGAUGAUGAUGAAGAAGAAGGCCUUCCUUCUCCACCUUUGGAUGAAGGAGCAUUCUUUGCACCUGAGACUACUGCCAUUCAACUCUCUGAGUUCUUUGACGAAAUGGAUGAAGAUGGAAACUUGAGACACAACAAUGAUGCUCGCAUUGGAAACAAGAGGGAAAACAAUGGCAGGAGGCCUGCAAACCAUUCAACUGUGUCAAAACCAGAACUUACUCGACCUGUUGGAACUGUUGAAAGAGAUCAGUUCCGGAGGCCAGAAUUGACAAGGCAAGAACCACCAAUGAGGCAUACAAACCAGCAAAGACCUCAAGGUUCAAAUUUGCAAGCCAAGCCCCAAGGCAUGCUCAACAAGCAAUCCAGGCCCCUGAGUUCUGAUUCUGGAUCUAUGAGACCAAUGAAGGCAGCUACUCAACAGAAGCCCAUCGGUGAGAUGAAGUACAAACAGACCCAGGAACACUUCGGUGUCGAAAGAAAACCUACAAUGGGUCAUGUGGAUAAAUCAAGGCUUCGUGCACAGCCUUCAUCAGGAGUCAGGUUAGAGUCGGCAAGGCCAAAGACCCAGGAUGGCUUGGAAAGCAACGUAAGGUUGGAAGCAGCCAAGCGUAGGCUCCAGGAACGUUACCAAGAAGCUGAAAAUGCUAAGAAGCAGCGCACGAUACAAGUAAUGGAGCUGGGGGACAUACCAAAGCCUAAGAGUAACACCAGGCAACCUAUGGUGAAGUCAAGGAAUAACAUUAGAAGUAGGGUACUCGGCCGGCGCUGA
Molecule: messenger RNA, 1617 nt
Organism: Triticum turgidum subsp. durum (durum wheat)
Lineage: Eukaryota; Viridiplantae; Streptophyta; Magnoliopsida; Poales; Poaceae
Source: the annotation of a GenBank genome assembly